AUGACGUUCGCCUUGGCGCUGGUAGUGGUGUGGUGGGCGUGUGGCGCGCGCGCUGGUGAGCCGGUAUUCGACCCCAGCACGCUGAUGCGCCUGGUGCUCGUGCCCGCGGAUGCACCUGUCGGCUCCGUCAUCUACCGCGUGCGCGCCUCUGAUCCUGAUUUCGACUACCCGCUGCACUUCGAGCUGAUUGGUCAAAUGGGACGCCUAGACAUUGGUGUUGAGACUCUCCCGUGCACUCGGUACAAUUCCGUAUGCCAAGCUAAUAUCAUCUUGCUGCGGCGACUAGAGCCCGGCCGCUAUGUGGACUUCCGAUUGUCGGUCCGGAACACCCGUGGACGAAGCACGCGCAUCGCCUGCUCAGUAACCGGGACCAAUGCCACUACGCCCAGGGACACUAUCUAUCCUCACCAGCCAGGCAUUAUUUUAGUGCCAGAGGACGCCAAACGAGGAACCGAUCUAGAGAUAGUUAUCGCGCGAAAAAAUCCUAUAACGCCGAAACCUUUGGAACUUGAACUAUGGGGAUCACCGCUGUUCGCUAUUCGUCAACGACGCGUAUCCGCUGAAAACACUGAAGGGACUAUAUUCCUGGUCGGACCCCUUGACUUCGAAGCUCAGUCCAUGUACCAUUUGACACUGCUGGCUGUGGAUCCAUACAUAGAAGUAGGAAAAGACACAAGAAAUAUCGCAAGCCUGGAAAUUGUCAUCGUGGUACAAGAUGUUCAAGAUAUGGCUCCAGUAUUUACAGCGGCACCACCCAUCACCCACCUGCCUCGGCAGGUGGCUCCUGGCGAUAUGGUUGUGAGGGUCAGAGCUGAAGACGGGGAUAAAGGAGCUCCCAGACAGAUUAGAUAUGGACUAGUUUCAGAAGGAAAUCCUUUUACGCCGUUCUUUAAUAUUAAUGAAACAACAGGUGAGGUGACUUUGGAGCGUCCUAUUGAGGAAAUAGCAGCGAUCUCGCAUGCGGGUGCUCCUAUUCUUCUCACCGUGGUAGCAGAGGAGGUGCGUUUGUCCAGAGAAGAGCCAGAAGCGAUGUCUUCUACAGUACAGCUCGCAUUUAUAUUGCCCGAGCGGGAAAAUUCGCCGCCGUACUUUGAGAAUGAAUUCUACAUCUCUUAUUUGGAUGAAAACGCACCUCAAGGUACGGCGCUGACUUUUAACGAACCAUAUAUUCCCCAAGUCAAUGAUAACGAUUCAGGCAAGAAUGGAGUAUUCUCGCUGUCACUCGUGGGUAACAAUGGAACCUUUGAGAUUUCACCAACAGUCGCUGAGAGACAUGCCCAGUUCAUCAUCAAAGUGCGAGACAAUACAAUGCUCGACUUUGAAGCGAGGAAAUCUGUUAUUUUUCAGAUACUAGCACAAGAGCUGGGUCCAGCUACAAACCUGUCAGCUACCGUAAAUGUUACAGUGUAUCUGAAUGACGUCAACGACAAUCCGCCAAUAUUCUUAGCGCAAUCGUAUGACGUAGAACUCGCCGAAAAUGUAACCGCUGGUACAAGAGUCGUCCAAGUUGCUGCUGAUGACGUAGAUACAGGGUCAUUCGGCAAAGUACAGUUUACUGGCAUACUAGGAUACCUCAACACUUCCUUAAACUUGGAUCCUAUAUCUGGAGUCAUAACUGUCGCCACAAACAAUCAUGGCUUUGACCGUGAAGCCAUGCCAGAUCUGCAUUUCUUAGUAGAGGCUAGAGAUAAUGAUGGAGUAGGUUUAAGAGUAACAGUGCCAUUAAUUGUUAAGUUACUAGAUGUUAAUGAUAACCCACCAGAAUUCGAGAGGUCAUUGUACGAAUUUGUACUAUCGCCGACCUUGAAUAAUUUCACUUCGGCAGCUUUUGUGAAGGCAGUUGACAAAGAUGCUGAGCCACCAAAUAAUGUAGUCAGAUAUGAAAUAAUACAAGGGAAUGGAAAGUUUGCUAUAAAUGAACAAACCGGUGAAUUAUAUCUAUUAGAGACAUUGAAAAGAACUAAAAAGCAAAAUGUACAGAGACAAAGACGACAGUCUGAAAAUCAGGAAGAAAGUGAAGUAUAUACUCUGAGUAUCAGAGCGUAUGAUCUAGGUAUUCCUAGAAUGUAUUCUACCACUGCGGUGAAGAUAUAUCCCCCAGAAAGUAAAACAAGGACCAUGUCCUUCAUAGUUCCAGGAGCAAAUCCCGAUAAACAAAAAUUAGAAGAAGUUUUAAGUACACUUUCUGGAGGAAAGGUAACAAUUAUUGAGAUUAAACCUUACAAGGGGUCCGAUAAUGGUGCUACAGGAUCGAAUGGGCAGCAGUCUAAUCAAGAAAAGAGUGAAGUGAUUGCCAUUGUUCGGAUGACUGAGAACACUGCUAUUAACGUAGCUAAGUUACAAGAACAACUAGCAAAGAAUGUGACUGUAUAUACCACUGGCACUAAUUCUGGCGGUGUUGCCAACACUAACAAUAAUAUUGGUUCAGGCAGUGACACAAGUUCCAGCAAAUCUGAUAGAACAUCUACAGCUACAGAUGGUGGUGAUUCUGGUAUAUACAGAGCAGAGAGCCGUUUACUAUUUUGGCUGUUGAUAUUAUUGGCGAUAUUAGUAGCCCUAGUACUGUUACUGCUUAUUUGCUGUUGCAUUUGUGAAGGAUGCCCCCUUUACAUGCCUCCAAGGAAAAGAGUGAUACGUGUCAACUCCACAGAGGACGACGUGCAUUUAGUGGUACGAGACAAGGGACUUGGGAGGGAAAACAAGUCGACGCAAAAUAUAGAAAAUAAGCCCAUACAAUCAACUGAGUGGAGGAGACGCGAGGCAUGGAGUGCUGAACAGGCAGACUUGAGGACGAAACCGACGCAAUGGAAGUUCAAUAAAAGAAAUUAUAGAUCCAAAGAACCCUCUAAGCCAGCAUCAACACCAGGAGAUAUUCAUCAUGAGUUCGUACAUGCUGCGGCAGACAACGAUUAUAGAUACAAUGACAACCGUCAGUCAUUCCGAUUAAGAGAUGGACCAAACAUAAUAUAUACAAAAGAAAUGCAGAUAAAAGACGCGUUUGCCAACAAACACAAAGAAUAUAUUGAAGAUUUAGAAAAUGGUUACGACAGAAUCGCUACACUUCAUUAUCAAAAUAGAGAACAAGACAAUGAUUCCAUUCGUAGGCAUGAAAUAGAUCGCGGCUCCGAGGUCGGAGUAGUCCUCAAGUCUGAUGUUGAAAAAAUUAAGCAUGACAAGACUGACAAUAAAACUAAACUUGAAUUUCAAGAUAAAGCACGCGCCCCAUCUUCUCUAGGCAGAGAUCAGUAUUUUAUAAAAGAGGGUAAUACAGAAAUUCUGAGACUAGUGACGAGAGGGAAUAAUGAGGAAGAACGUUAUGUAAAUCUUCCGUCUCAUCAACAACGACCAGUAACAUUAAUUCCACAUACACAAUACGUUGUUGUUGAUAGUGGGAAAAAUUUAUUAAUGGAAAGAUUUAUAAGGGAACAAGGAGAGGAAGCAAAAAAUAUUCGAGAGAGAAUGGGAAAGGUAACAGAUUUGGAUAAUAUGUCUACAGGCAAAGACGCUAAAAGCGUAGGACAGCGCUCACUAGUAGGAAGUGAGGUGCAAAACCAACUUCAUGAGUAUACUAAUCUCCAUCCUGAUGUACCUGGGUUGGUGCCACUUAAAACUGAUUAUCUUCAAUCUGCAUUAUUAGAAAUGCAAAAUAAAUCAACAAUACAUCAAGAAUUACUAGAGUCAUCGUUAAGAAAACAAAAUGAAUUGUUACAUCAAAUACUUAUUGAACGUGAGCGAAUGUUACAGAAUCAAGAAACUGCUUCACAGGUGGAAAGUAAAUUAGAAACUCAAAGCUUGCCUGGCCACUCUGUAAUGGCAACUCAAACUGAAUGUCACAUAGGUACACAAACAGAGCCACCACUCCUUAAACCUACAAGACGAAAAGCCAGAAGUGACAAUGAUUCCUACAGUGAAGAUGAAUCUGAAAUGGUAUUAGAAGACCAAACAAAGAAAGUUUCUUGGGUAAAAAAGAAAAAACCAAAAAAGAAGUUAAGACACAAAGACCCUAGACGUAGUAUGAGAGUAUAUGAUUUAAAAAGAAAAAUAAAAACGCCUAUUAUCGAGGAAAGUGAAAUUUCGCCUUCUCUAGAAAGUGAAAAACAUGUUAAAAUAAGCAAAACAAACGAAAGAGAGGAAUAUGUGAGAAAUUAUGGUGAUGUCACCAAAAGUACAGUCACAACAUCAAAAAAUGAAACUGUUAGUUCUACGCAAAUCAAAGUGUCGGAUAGUGAUAGAAAACCAUCAAGACUAAGGAAAGAAGUGCUGAUGGAAAUUGCGGAUUCUUUAGACGAAAAAAUGGACUCCGAUGUAAGUGAAAGAAGGUUACGACUUCAAAGACAAACUUCUGAGUCAAUAGACGAUCAUACUUUGCCCACAAGUCCCUUGGCCUUAGAACAUGAAUCUAAUGAUAGUAAAAGUGGCAGUAGUUCAACCUCAAAAGAUAAUAGAAACUUGGUAUUUUCGAGACAAGGUUCUUCGACAGAAGCUCGUGAAAUAGCAGCUGAUCAGUCAGUCAUAAAGAUUAAAACACCUGAAAUAGAUAUAAAAUCACCAAAAGUAGAUAGUUCAAGUAAUUUAGAAUCUUGUAAUAAAAAAAUCAAUGAUGCUAUUAUUUCUACCAAGUCUUCGGAAACUGUUAAACCUGCAGGCAAAAGUGUGCCACGAUAUAUGCAGUGGUAUGGUAAUAAAAAAACAACCAGUGCUAAAGCAGCGCCAGCAGAAAAAGUGAUUCCAAACAAACCGAAAAGAUUAUUAAAAUCAAAAAACGAUGACGACAAAUCAGGUAGAUAUGGGAAGAUCAAUAGUAAAGACAAUCAAGGUGAAUCAGAGGUAAAAAAAAACGUCAAAUCUUCAAAAGAAAGUGAAUUUAUUCACCCACGUAUAUUGAAAGAGGGUAAAGUCACUCCUGUACCAGAGGGGCCAUUACCAGAUGUUCAUCCUCUUCUUCAACAUUCUGAACACAGGUACGAACAUCAAUACGAAAAUCAAAAUCCUCUUUGCUACAUUCAACCAACGCAUAUCCCUAAAUAUCUCGGUCAACAACCAAAUUUACCUUUGCCACGAAAGUCAUCUGAUCAACAACCUAUUUACGUAAAUCAGGAUGAUGUUAAAAAAGAGACAACACAAGAUAUAUCGGAGAGCGCGCUCACUCAUAGCAUAUCCAUUUCUACUAAUUACGAGGAAGAUCGGAAAAACCCAGAAGUACAUGUUUCGAAAAUAAAUAUAGGGGGUGAUAACGUACCUGAUAUACCACAUAGAAAUUUAACAUCCAAAAUAGAUGAUAAUGAUUCGGGUAUAGCUAUGAACACCUUAGUACAACAAAAUAUGAAAAGAUUACCAAUCACAGAGAAAAAAAGCGUGUUCACAAUAGCAUACGACGACGUUCAAACAAAACAACUAAGACCAGACAGUAGCUCGACUUCUUACUAG
This is a messenger RNA of Arctia plantaginis, 5427 nucleotides long. Lineage: Eukaryota; Metazoa; Arthropoda; Insecta; Lepidoptera; Erebidae. The record is from the annotation of a GenBank genome assembly.